This is a messenger RNA of Cannabis sativa, 6344 nucleotides long. RefSeq names its product callose synthase 7. Lineage: Eukaryota; Viridiplantae; Streptophyta; Magnoliopsida; Rosales; Cannabaceae. Gene Ontology annotation, cellular component: plasma membrane; 1,3-beta-D-glucan synthase complex. The transcript is spliced from 42 exons. Gene Ontology annotation, molecular function: 1,3-beta-D-glucan synthase activity. Gene Ontology annotation, biological process: (1->3)-beta-D-glucan biosynthetic process. The record is from RefSeq and is a predicted model, not a curated record. Bases 419 to 6187 code for a protein of 1922 amino acids.
ACUCAAACAACCCAAAAAGAAAAGAACAAAAGGACAAACAACAAUCAGAUUCAUACUUUAAAACAUUUCCUUAAAAAAAGACCAAAAUAACUAUAAAGCAAAAGCACUCAAAUUCUUCGGUUCGACUCAAUACAAAAAUUCUCAGUGCACAUUCUUUUCUUCCAACCUCAGCAAAAAAAUAUUCAAAAAAAAUCUCACUUUGCUUUUCUUCUUUGCCCCAAUUCUUGCCCAAAGUAUCUUCCUUUCUCUUUUCCUUACUUUUUCUCCGAGAAAUAUAAAAGCUCUGAUCUCCAAUCUCUGAAAAGAUGUUUUCUGCUACAAUUUUGUAUCCAAGGAAGAACGAAUUUCAGUCCAAGAAGAAAAAGAAGAAGAAGAAGUGGUUGAUUUGUGGUGGUUUUGAGAGGAGUGUUCGCUGAGAAUGGCGAGCUCCAGCGGGACGAAGAACGAUGUCGCCCCGCCUAGGACGCUGUCGAGAGGGAUGACUAGGAUGCCUACGCGGUAUGUGGAAUUGGGGAAUGAGGACAAUGCUGCUGUUGAUAGUGAGCUUGUUCCUUCUUCACUUGCUUCUAUUGCUCCUAUUCUUAGGGUCGCCAAUGAAAUCCAGAAUGAAAAUCCUAGGGUCGCUUAUCUGUGCCGUUUCCAUGCAUUUGAGAAGGCCCAUAUGAUGGACCCAACAUCUAGUGGACGUGGUGUUCGACAAUUUAAGACAUAUCUCCUGCACAGGCUUGAGAAGGAAGAGGAAGAAGCAGUUCAUAUACUUGCUAGAAGUGAUCCAAAGGAGAUUCUGUUGUAUUACCAACAAUUCUAUGAAAGGAAUAUUAAAGAAGGAGAAUAUACUAAAAAACCGGAGGAGAUGGCCAAGAUUUGUCAGAUUGCUACAGUACUCUAUGAGGUGCUGAAGACAGUGGUACCUCCACAUCAGAUAGAUGCCCAGACAAAAAAAAUUUCCGAGGAUGUUGAUAGCAAGCGGGAUCAGUAUGCACAUUAUAACAUUCUCCCAUUGUAUGCUGUUGGGGUUAAACCAGCCAUUAUGGAACUUCCAGAGAUCAAAGCAGCUCUUCGGGCUCUAAGUAAUGUGGGGAGUCUUCCAAAGCCUAGAAUUCAACGUACACCUACUGGACCUGAUGACAAUGUUCCUACAGAGAGGGUUCAGCCUGUUAAUGAUAUACUUGACUGGCUUUCUGCUAUAUUUGGGUUUCAGGCAAGAAAUGUUGCAAAUCAAAGAGAACACCUCAUAUUGCUUCUUGCAAAUAUUGAUGUGAGGAGGAGGAGUUCUGAACGUCACACCGAAUUGGCAGCUGCCACUGUACAGAAUUUGCUGGACAAAUUCUUUAAAAAUUACCGUUCGUGGUGUAAAUAUUUGCAUUGUAAAUCAAAUCUUAGGUUUCCACAAGUUACUGACAAACAACAACUGGAGCUUAUUUACAUUGCACUUUAUCUUCUGAUAUGGGGUGAAGCUUCAAAUAUUCGAUUCAUGCCCGAAUGCUUAUGCUAUAUUUUUCAUAAUAUGGCCAAUGAGGUGUAUGGGAUCCUCUAUAGCAAUGCAAGUGAUGUUAUCGGAGACACUUAUCAAAAUGAGGCAUGUCAUGAAGAGCACUUCUUAACACAUGUUAUAACCCCUAUCUUUGAUGUGUUGCAAAAGGAAGCAAAGAGAAAUAACAAUGGCAAGGCAAGUCAUUCAAAUUGGAGAAACUAUGAUGAUCUGAAUGAGUACUUUUGGUCCAAGAAAUGUUUUAGCUUAGGAUGGCCAAUGAAUCUUGAAUCAGAUUUUUUCAGGCAUUCAGAUGGCCAACCUUCUAAUAAGAGAGUAAAUCAAGCUGUUUCUGGGGCAAAAAAACCUAAAACGAAUUUUGUUGAAGUCCGAACAUUCUUGCAUCUGUACAGAAAUUUCGAUCGGAUGUGGGUUUUCUUUAUACUGGCUUUUCAGGCUAUGCUCAUCGUUGCAUGGAGCCCUUCUGGAUCUAUAGUAGCUUUCUUCGAUGCAGAUGUAUUCAGAAGUGUCUUAAGCAUUUUCAUCACUUCUGCUUUUCUCAAUUUUCUUCAAGCUACUCUGGAUAUAGUUCUUAGCUUCAAUGCAUGGAGAAGCUUAAAAAUAACACAGGUGGUGCGAUACCUCUUGAAAUUUGUGGUAGCAGCUUUCUGGGUUGUGGUUCUGCCAAUUUGUUACUCUAGUUCUGUGCAGAGCCCAACAGGACUUGUGAAAUUUUUCAGGAGUUGGGCUGGGGAUUGGAGUAACCACUCAUUGUAUGAUUAUGCAAUUGCAAUCUAUUUGUUACCCAAUAUAUUGGCUGCUGUACUCUUUGUCCUUCCACCCUUACGAAGAACCAUGGAGCGUUCUAACAUGCAUAUCACUACUCUUCUUAUGUGGUGGGCUCAGCCAAAGUUGUAUGUCGGAAGAGGCAUGCAUGAGGACAUGUUCUCAUUGCUGAAGUAUACAUUGUUUUGGAUCAUGCUACUGAUCAGCAAGCUAGCCUUCAGCUACUAUGUUGAGAUAGCACCUCUAGUUGAACCAACAAAAUUGAUCAUGGAGAUGCCUAUUGAUAAUUAUCAAUGGCAUGAGUUCUUUCCACAUGUACCGCAUAAUAUUUUCAUCAUCAUUGCCAUAUGGACACCGAUUAUUCUGGUUUACUUCAUGGAUGCUCAAAUAUGGUAUGCUAUAUUUUCCACUUUAUUUGGCGGGAUACAUGGAGCUUUCAGCCAUCUGGGUGAGAUAAGAACGCUGGGUAUGCUGCGGUCCAGAUUUGAAUCUGUGCCUCUAGCUUUCAGCCGUCGUCUCAUGCCAUCAACAGAUACAGACCACUCCAAACAGAAAAAUUUGGAUCCAUCACAAGUGCGGAAGAAUAUUGCCAAUUUCUCUCAAGUGUGGAACGAGUUCAUAUAUUCUAUGCGAGAAGAAGACCUUAUUAGCAAUAGGGAUCGAGAUUUGCUUUUGGUUCCUUAUUGUUCAAAUGAAGUCUCUGUUGUCCAGUGGCCCCCUUUCUUGCUCGCUAGUAAGAUUCCUAUAGCAUUAGAUAUGGCAAAAGACUUCAAGGGAAAGGAUGAUAAUGAAUUAUUUAAGAAGAUUAAGAGUGACGAUUAUAUGUACUCUGCAGUAAUUGAAUGCUAUGAGUCACUUAGGGAUGUAAUAUAUGGCCUACUGGAAGACAAAGCUGAUAAGAUGAUUGUAGAGAGUAUAUGUAAGGAAGUAGACGAAUGUCUAGACAGAAAAGUUUUCUUGAGUAAUUUCCGGAUGAGUGGGAUGCCUUCUCUCAGUGAGAGAUUGGAAAAAUUCUUGGGCAAAUUGCUAUCUGAUGAGGACGAUGAGACUCUUCUACCUCAGUUAAUCAAUGUGCUUCAGGAUAUUAUGGAAAUUAUCACACAGGAUGUUAUGUGUAAUGGGCACCAAAUCUUGGAAACAGCUCACCAUCACAGUGGUCAUAAUGUCAAGAAGGAGCAGAGGUUUGAAAAGAUUAACUUAAACCGAAGAUACAAUAGCUCUUGGAAGGAGAAGGUUGUCAGACUUAAUUUGCUUCUAACAGUCAAGGAAUCUGCCAUAAAUGUGCCUCAAAACUUGGAUGCUCGUCGACGUAUUACCUUCUUCGCAAACUCUCUCUUUAUGAAUAUGCCAAGGGCUCCUGAAGUUCGUGACAUGUUAUCCUUUAGUGUUCUUACUCCGUACUACAAAGAAGAUGUCCUUUAUACCGAUGAUGAUCUUAACAAGGAAAAUGAGGAUGGGAUAUCAAUUUUGUUUUACCUGCAGAAAAUAUAUCCUGAUGAAUGGCAAAAUUUCACGGCUCGGAUCAAAAAUAUUGAGAAGGAUAAGUCAGACUUAAUUCGUCAAUGGGUGUCUUACAGAGGGCAAACACUUUAUAGAACAGUGAGAGGGAUGAUGUAUUAUAGGAAGGCUUUGGAGCUUCAGUGCUUCCUCGAAUUGGCAGGAGAUAAUGCUAUUUUCAGUGGCUACCGAACCUUGGAGUUAAGUGAAAAAGACCAAAAGACAUUUUCUGACCGUGCACAAGCUUUGGCCGAUUUGAAGUUUACCUAUGUUGUGUCUUGCCAACUUUACGGUGUUCAAAAGAAAUCCAAUGAUCCUAGGGAUCAAAGUUGUUACACUAGUAUCCUGAAACUAAUGCUAACACAUCAAUCGUUACGUGUUGCUUACAUUGAUACAAGAGAGGACACAGUGAAUGGAAGGCCUCAAAAGGUUUUUUACUCUGUUUUGCUCAAGGGAGGUGACAAGUUAGAUGAGGAAAUAUACCGAAUCAAGCUUCCAGGACCUCCAACAGUCAUUGGCGAAGGGAAGCCUGAAAAUCAGAAUCAUGCUAUUAUAUUUACUCGUGGAGAAGCCUUGCAGACAAUAGACAUGAAUCAGGAUAACUACUAUGAAGAAGCUUUCAAAAUGAGAAACGUAUUGGCAGAAUUUAUUAAGCCGCGUCUUGGGGACCGAAAACCCACAAUAUUGGGUCUGAGAGAGCAUAUAUUCACUGGAAGUGUUUCUUCACUUGCAUGGUUCAUGUCUAAUCAGGAGACUAGUUUUGUAACUAUUGGUCAACGAAUUUUGGCAAAUCCUCUUAGGGUUCGCUUUCAUUAUGGCCACCCUGAUAUUUUUGAUAGAAUCUUCCAUCUAACAAGAGGUGGGAUAAGCAAAGCUUCAAAAACAAUAAAUUUGAGUGAAGAUAUAUUUGCAGGCUACAAUUCAACUUUGCGUGGAGGAUUUAUUACACAUCAUGAGUAUAUCCAAGUGGGAAAAGGGCGUGAUGUGGGUAUGAAUCAGAUUUCAAACUUUGAGGCUAAGGUUGCUAAUGGAAAUGGAGAACAAACAUUAAGUCGUGAUGUUUAUCGGCUUGGACGUCGAUUUGACUUCUACAGAAUGCUCUCAUUUUACUUCACAACUGUUGGUUUCUACUUUAGUAGUAUGGUGACAGUGCUAACCGUAUAUGUGUUCUUGUAUGGACGCCUUUACAUGGUUAUGAGUGGAGUGGAAAGGGAGAUCUUGGAAAAUCCAACCAUACAUCAAACCAAGGCUCUUGAAGAAGCUUUGGCUACGCAGUCUGUCUUCCAAUUGGGGUUGUUGCUAGUAUUGCCAAUGGUCAUGGAAAUUGGUCUAGAGAAAGGAUUUCGGACUGCAUUGGGAGAUUUCAUCAUCAUGCAGCUGCAGCUAGCCUCUGUGUUCUUCACAUUCCAACUGGGAACAAAAGCGCAUUAUUUUGGAAGAACAAUCUUGCACGGAGGUUCUAAAUACAGAGCUACUGGUCGCGGGUUUGUUGUUUUUCAUGCAAAGUUUGCUGAUAAUUACCGCCUUUACUCACGUAGUCACUUUGUCAAAGGGUUGGAACUUUUUAUCUUAUUAAUUGUGUAUGAAGUCUAUGGAGAAUCUUACCGUAGCUCAAAUCUCUAUUUGUUCAUCACUUUCUCCAUGUGGUUUCUUGUUGCUUCCUGGUUGUUUGCUCCUUUUGUGUUCAAUCCUUCUGGUUUCGACUGGCAAAAAACUGUGGAUGAUUGGACGGAUUGGAAGAGAUGGAUGGGAAAUCGUGGUGGUAUUGGGAUCUCACCUGACAAAAGUUGGGAGUCAUGGUGGGAUGAAGAGCAAGAACACCUUAAACACACAGAUUUUCGUGGAAGAGUGCUUGAAAUUUUACUUGCAUUCCGCUUCUUUAUCUACCAAUAUGGAAUCGUCUAUCACCUUGAUAUAUCUCAUCACAGCAAGAGUUUGCUGGUUUAUGGACUCUCUUGGCUAGUCAUGGUAACUUGUCUUCUUGUUUUAAAGAUGGUAUCCAUGGGCAGAAGAAGAUUUGGGACCGAUUUCCAGCUCAUGUUUCGAAUUCUCAAGGCGCUAUUGUUUCUUGGUUUUAUGUCAGUCAUGACCGUCUUAUUUGUAGUAUGUGGUCUCACUAUAUCAGAUUUAUUUGCUGCUAUCCUUGCCUUCUUGCCAACAGGAUGGGCCAUUGUUCUUAUUGGUCAAGCUUGCAGAGGAUUGUUGAAGAGGAUAGGACUCUGGGAUUCAAUAAAGGAAUUAGCAAGAGCUUAUGAAUACAUAAUGGGACUCAUAAUCUUCAUGCCUACAGCAAUUUUGUCAUGGUUCCCAUUUGUAUCAGAGUUCCAAACUCGUUUGCUCUUCAACCAAGCUUUCAGUAGAGGCCUCCAAAUUUCUAUGAUCCUUGCUGGAAGAAAAGAUAAAACAGAAACCAAAGAGUUUUCUUCUGUUUAGGUUUUUUUUUUUUUUUGAUAUUCCAUAAAUAAUUAUUGUUUUCUUUUUUGAACCAUACAUAAUUCUUUUGAGAUUUCAUUAUACAGACUUUAGUUUCUGUCCAGAUUAGAAUCAAAUAUAGUGGUUGUAUUUAUUUAUGUGAUCAAAUAUUUAAUUA